CGUCUCUCUUGCUGCGCGCAUUCAACUCUCCUCUCGCGCGAAUCCGCCAUCCAGUUCCCCGUCCACCCGUUCAAUGUAUAAAGUUUAAAUGUACGAAAAUUCGCACCGCAUUAAUUCACCGACCGUCGCCGAGUGAAGAUCGUGGACCUCGUGGAGUUUCAAGAGUGUGUUUAGUUUUUAAAAGAAGCAGUCAGGAAUAAUACGCAAAUCUUCAGUCCUGAAAUCAUGAAGAAUCUGGGUGCAGUUCUUGGUGUCGCCUGUUUGGCCGCCGUUGUCAGUGCAGAAUUUGGCUUCUACGUCCCGAAGGCGUUCUACAAAAUCGACGAAAAUGGCUACAAAUCUCCGCUGACCUACAUCGACAACCUGCCGCCAAUCUUCCACCGCACGAGGAGAGCCGCCCAGCUGGGAGGAGUAAACUUUGGCUUCCCGCAACUGCCGUUCCCGAACUUCCCGGCGAUCCCAGCCAACGGCCAGGGUAACUUCCAGGGCGUCCAGACCACCAUCACCAGCACCGGUGGUGGCAACCUGCACAACCGCUUCGACGAGGACGGCCCGGUGGUCCAGAGCACCUUCACCUCGUUCAGCAACAACAACGGCCACGUGACCCAGACCACGCACUUUGUGGACAAGGACGGCAAGGUAACGACCCACCGCCAGGACAACCAGAACGACCAGCAGCAGCCAAAGCAGGCAGACACCUCGUCGAACCAACGGGAUGACGGCAAGUGGAAGGCACCGACGACGACGCAAAAGCCCAAGAACUAAGGAGAAUCCGAUUUCCGGCAAGCGAAAAAUUAUCAUCGACACGUCGUCAGCUGGCACUUUAGCCACCUGUAAAAGAUCGGAGAAACAUAACAAAAGAAACUAAAUCGAACUAAAAUUAUACGAUCCCCGCCAUUCCUGUCCAGAAGAAGAUCCAGUCCGGAAAUGUGAAACGACGGGGCAAUUAAUUGGUCCCACUGAGAAGCACAUUUUUCGAAAUCGCACAAGAACAAAGAAAAGAGGAGAAAAGCUCAAAAUCAUAAAAAAAACAAUAAUUUAUAAGUAGAAAUAGUCGCGAUUUUCUAUUAUUCCACCUCUCCACACGAUCCGCCUUCAUCGCCGCCGCCGUCACAAGAUAACAAAAGAGAAGAAGUCAAAAUAAAUCAAGAUGAAAAUGGGACACGCGCGCAGGAAACGGCAGUGUGAAAUUAUGCGCGCAAAUUACCGAUAUCUCGUGGCCGAGCUGCUUAAUUUCACUCUUUUUCAGUCAUUUUUGGUUUUUUUGCUUCCAUUUCGUGUCACAAUGCUCAGCAAAUCGAUGGAUGGAAACUUUCAACAGUGGCCAACAAUCCAACAGCAACAAAAUUGGAGAACGAGAAUUUCCAAAACUAAUUUAUUGUGUGUGUACUGAUUCGUAGUUUAACAAUGCCAAUUUAAGUUUAAUGCCUAGAAAUUAAAUGAUAACAAAAGCAGAACCGUGAAUAAAGAUAUCUAGUUUAGAGAAGAAAGAAAAGAAGAAAAAUAA
Molecule: messenger RNA, 1507 nt
Organism: Culex pipiens pallens (northern house mosquito)
Lineage: Eukaryota; Metazoa; Arthropoda; Insecta; Diptera; Culicidae
Exons: 5
Coding region: 226-765 (179 amino acids)
Source: RefSeq, a predicted model, not a curated record